UCUGCCUGCCCUGAUUCAUCCCACAUGCUGCUCCUGGAGCCAGUGGCAUCCAGAGCAGCUCCUCAGCUUCCCACCUUCCUUGGGCAGCCUCCUGCUGAGCCCGUCUGACCCUUCAGGCUCAGUAAUCCUUACCCACAGCCAGGGGUGCUUCUUCCCAUGGGGUGUUUUCCCCUGAAUUUUUGGCAGCUCUCCCUGUGGCUGUGGCGCCCAGGAAAGGGUUACAGCUCUCCAGCUCUGAACAUUUCAGUUUGCUUUGUUCAGUGCAAUGCAUAUUUCAUACGCUCAGCUUCCCAGCUGGCAGAGGCCUGGAAACCCUGCAAGCUGUCGGGUAUUGUCUCUCUCCUUCUCCACUUGUUUGUUUGUUGGGUUUUUUGGGUUGUCAUUUUUGUUGGAUUUCUCUUUCUUUUUUUUUCCUUUUUCAUCUUUCCCAAAUUGCUCUCUCUCACCAAAGCCCAGCCCUAGUGCUGACAAUGGGGGGCUAUCAAUAGCUAAAUGGCUUCACAGCUGCAGCCGAGGCAGGGCUGCAGCCAGGGCUUUUAUGGCGAGCAAUUUCCCGUGCGAGGCUGCGAGGGAGUGUGGGGACGGAUGGCUGGCAGGAGCUGGCAGCAGGAGGACGCUGUGCCACGGGCUUCCCCCCCUUCCCAAGGCUGUAAUUAUCUCGUUUAUCCAUAUGCAAGCUGUCGUUCUGGACGGGAAGCGGCUCGGCUGUGGCCGUCCCUCCCGAAAGCCACCAGCAUCUCUGUCCCCUCCUCCCCGUGCCCCCCGUGUCUGUGCCAUCUGCUCACAGCUUGCUGCUGCUUGCCAGCGCCUCGGCAGGGCUGGGGGCAGCUGCCUCUGUCACCCGUGGUUGUGGCUGCAGCUCUGGGCUGUUGAUGUCCCUGUGGAGGGGACCAGGGGUGGCUUCACCUCGCUCGUGUUCAUCCCAGAGCUCUCCAGAGCCCGUGGGGUGGUGCCCACUGAGCUGCCAGGGUUGUCUUGGAGGACUGGGCACCCUGUGGGUCUGGGUGCUUGGGUAUCCCUGUGGGAUGCUCCUCACCCAUCCAGGUGUCCCAGGACAGCUGGUGAGGCUGUGGCUGGCUCUUCUGCAGAGGCCAGAGAUGGGCAUGUGCCCGCUGUGCCUGGCAUUGCUGAGAAUGGCCAGGUGUGGACAGGAUGUGAUCACCUGGCUGGGCACUCCUGUCUCUGGCUGUCCCAGAGGAACAACAGAGCACUGGAUUGUUCCUUUCCCAUCCCAUUCAGACCUCAGCCCAGACCUGUUCAUUCCCUGUCCUCAGUCUCCUGCACUUCCAGAGCAGCUCUCCUCCAGUUUUUCACUGGUUUUCUUGUCCAGAGCAGCUCUCCUCCAGUUUUUCACUGGUUUUCUUGUCCCUGCUCCAUCCCAUCCUCAUGUGUUGGUACCUGGAUGGUGAACUUCACCUCCAGCAUCCCCAUUCCACCUCCCACGAGGAGCUUUCCCUCAGCUUUGGUCUCUUCCAUCAGGCAGUGUGGGGAAUGUGUUGUUGAAGGCAGCCUGGAUUAGAUCUGCAGCUUUUCUUCUCUCUGCAACCCCAGCCCUCAGGAUUUCUGGCACAAUCCACCUUUGAUAAAAACACUCUGCAUUUAUUCCCAUUUUCCAUUUGCCUCAGCUCCUUCCAAAGCCCUCUCAGUGCUGGACACUGCACUUGUGUGUGUUCCAGUUAUCUCUUUCUUUUUUUUUUUUUUGCCAUAUUUCUCUCAUCUCCUCAGGAUCCUGUUUUGUGUCCUGACCAAGUAAUUCAAGAGUCUCCACUUUGUUGCCCAGGCUGCUUUUGUUCCUGUAUAAACAUUUUAGCUGCUUCUCAUUGAUCACAUGCUGUUCCUUACUCAACUCAGGCAUUGAUUCCAUUCUCAGAUGUAUUUAUAUCUCCUUCCUUCUUUCUGUCUGCCCUCUGGUUUGGUUGUUUUUUGUUGUUUUGUUUUUUUUUAAUUUGUGGCCAUAGCUUUUUUAUUUCUUCCUGGCAGUAAAAGUAGAGACAGAGGUUGCAGUAGCAUCAUGUCCCCUUGUUUCUCAGCUGAAAACUCUUCUCAUCACAGGGACAGCCUCGAUUCCAGGAGAAUAUUUCCUUGCACAUGGAAGUUGAACCAUCUGUCAAGAGGAGCCCUCUUUCCACAAGAGUUUCCUUUGAGCUCACCUUUGUCACAGCACCCUCAGAAUCUCUUUGCUGUUGUUUUGUUCUCCCAUAGCAUCCCAGACUGGUUUGGUUGGAAGGAUGAACCUUGUCUCCUUCCACUAGAAUAUUCCUGUUUGUAGCUGAGGGAAGGUUUGGGGUGUUUGUGGAAGAGCCCUGCCCGUGGUGGGGAGGUGCUGGAGCCGAGGCUGAAGGAGCAGGAGCUGUCUCAGUCCCAGGGUUCUUGCAGCCAGGGAGCAGGGAUGGCUCAGCACAGGGAGCAGUUAGAGCAGUGUUUGUGCAGUCACAGCUCAUCACAGCCCCCAAAGUGCAUUUUAGGGGAGGCUGAAGGACACCAAACCAAAGGUGGGCCACUGAUGGAGCCCUUGCCUGGUCCUCUGCCUGCCCCGAGCCCAGAAUCAGCUGAGGGCACAUGGGGAGCCUUCCCCCAAGGAGGAGAGCAGGGGCAGUGGGAAGAUGUGCUGACAUCUCACCUCAUUUGUUAUCCCAGGGAGCCUGCAACCGACAGGGAUGGGAACAGCAGCGUGCAGAGCUGCUGGCAGCUCUGCAACAGGGUUGCACAUUUAAUUUAUGGUGUUAAUAUAGAUCAAGAAAUUCUGUGUCCAUGGAACAACUGUGGGGAGGGCUGACCUUUCCCAGACUUGGCUUGUUUUCUGUCCUGCUUUUGGGAUCAUCUGGAGCUGAUCAGGCUGGUAACCUAAAAAAAUCAGUAUUGCCUAAAAAUAUAGACAAUCACUUUUGUUUUCAGUGGAGCAACAUUUGCUGUAAGUAGAGGGUUGGGUUGUUUGAAAAUAAGUUUCAGUGUUCCAGCUCCACUGUGCAGCAGCCUUGCUUUUAAAUUUAUAACUCUCCAAAAUGAAAAGUAAAUGGAUUGUGUUAUUCCCAGCCCUUUUAUAAAAGUUAACAUUGCAAAAACAGAUGUGAAAUGUGGCCUCGCAGAUUACAGCCUGAGCUUGGGGUUUUUAGGUUGGGGUUUUAUUUUUUCCUUACUCUCUCUGUGCUGUGUCCCUGAGGAGCAGAAAUCUGCCUUUUUCCAGCAGGAGGAAAAUUGUUCUGUGUCUAAAUUGCCUCCUGCCAGGCUUGUGUGGAUGCUGCAGGACACGGAGCUCCAAGGAACGAUAAUGCCUUUACAAAACCAGGCAACCUAGCAGGGAAUUUUUAAUUAGGAAUGUGCAGGGAGGUUCAGAUUGCCUGGGAAUUUGGUAAUGCUCUAACACACCUCCCAGUCCUAGGACAUCCAUCCAUUCCAGUGUGGCCCUGGGAGAUGGUGAUUGAAGGCACUGGCAAGCAGGUUAUUAUCUCCAGCUUCCUUCAGGAGGCAGAGAAGGACACGCAGCCCUGAGCCUUCCCUAAUUCCAUCAGAGUCCAUCAGAAGCUCUGUGCUGCAGCUCCCGGCGGGGCAGAGACCGCAGGAAACAAACGGCCACUUUGAACAAACCCCAGGGCCCAGAGCCAGGCAGGGAUUCCCAGCUCUUUACAAACCACCCUCCUAAUAAAGAGGUAAAAUGGGAACGGGGAGAGGGGAAAUAUGCAUUUUCUAAUCACCCAGAUUUAGGCCUUCAAAGGAUUUAUUACAACCUUUUAUUUCCAUGCGUGGAAAAUGGAAUCUUAUCUCGUGAGCCGGCUGGUCCAGCUCGACUGGCUUUAGAGCAGGGAGCUCUCUAACAACCUUCAGGGCCACGCUGUGCCUGGGUGUUAAACUUGCUGGAAUGCAUUAAAAUGUGGCCCUGGGAGAGGGGGAGGUCCGUGCACUCAGCAAUGUGAUGCCUCCAGCAGCUGCUCGUGCCACCGAGCCGUGCGGGAACAACAGGAGCAAGGAUUGGAGCGAGGAAGGAAACAACCACCCCAGCUGUGUGCUGCCAUCCCUGCUCCCAGAGCUGGACCUGGGACUGCACAGGGGCUGGAGGAGAUCAGUGCCAUGAAGCUUGAGUUUGAAUUGCUGCAUGGGGGUGGCGUGUGCCCCUGUGCCAGGCUGGGGAGCAGUGCUGGUGACACUCGGCUGCAGCAAGCAAAAUCCUGUUAAGAUAACGUCACGGCCUCUCUGUUUUACUGUGUGCAAGGCAGCCAUAACAUCAUUAAAUUACACAACAGGGAGGUGCCUGCUGCCAAGGGGCUCUGCUCGAGAUAAGAUGUGGGUUGAGCUGCUGCCAAAAUUUGAGUUGAUAUGACAGGAAGUUUGGAGCGGGUUCAAGGCUUGAUUCACACCAGACAUGGCACUGUGCAGGUAAAUCAGGGCAGGGUUGAGCCCUGGGGCUGUGCAGGUACCUGGCACCAUGGAAUCCUGGGCAGGAUGGGGCUGGAGGGGUUUGUAGCAGACAGAUUUACAGCUCUUCUUGUGUUCAGGGCUGACAGGAAGAAGCCAGAGCCUGGCAGGGUGUGCAGGUGAAGUUCAGGAAAUUGUUUGCAGGUUCUUUGCUCUGCCAUCCCCUCCCCAGCCUGUUUGGGGAGUGGGAAGGAGCCUGAACACCAGGACAUUGCUCAGGGAAGCUGCUUGUUUUGUGAUGCCACAGCUGGAAGAGCAGGAAAAGGAGUGAGAAGAAAGAGCUGCAUCAUAAAACUCCACACAGCCUGUAAGAGCCCUGAAAUGAGCCUUGUUGGUCCCUCUGUGUCACCCACCAUUGGUGGUCCCUGCCACUCUUGUCCAUGGAGUCUUUGUGCCUCUUGUGCCCUUCAUGCCCACUGUGCCCUUUUUUGUGCCUCUUUGUGCUCUUUUUUGGAUCCUUUGUGCCCUUUGCUGCUGCAGGUGUGGAGUUUUGCUCCAGGCCCUCCAGACCUCAGGUUUCUCUCAUGGAUUGUCUGGAUUUCAGCUCCAUCUUUCAGAUCUGUGGGGAGAACUCAGCCAGCACCAUCCCCACCUUGCCAUCACUCAGCAAAAUUCCUCAUUGGCAUUAAGGAUUUUUCUUUCCUGCAGCAUCUUCCAGGCAGGGAAUUGAUCCCCAACCAGGGCUCUGGAAGCCUGGGCUGUGUGUGCAGAGAUCCCCUUGUCACCCCAUCCUCCAGGACGGGACAUCAGGAAGGAAAUACUUCAGAAUGAUGCCUUGGAAGCAGUUUUCUAAGCGUUUUCCAUUAGGGAAGCUCUGUUUCCCUCAGAGGCUGCAGAGAGCCUGCCCUGCCCUGGGACUGCCUGGCACUCCAGCUCUGCUAUUACAGCUUUCCCUGGUGGCUCUGUUUCUGGCACUGCUGAAUUUUGGGGUCCCAGACGGAUCCUGGCCACUGCAGCAGCUCAAGUACAAAGUGGCUGGGAAAGUGGCUUGGAAUUGCUGUUCCUGAGCUGUUCUGCAUGGAGCAGUGUGUCCAGGCACAUCCCACAGCACCCUUCCAUCCCAGCAGUGCCUUUGCACACCUUGGCUGUGCUUUUCAACUGACAGAAUGGGUUUAGAUGGGAUAUUGGGAAGGAAUUCCUGGCUGUGAGGGUGGGGAGGCGCUGGCACAGGGUGCCCAGAGGCUCCCCCUGGAUCCCUGGAAGGGCUCAGAAAGGACCAUCCCAUUCCCAAGAGCAUUUCCUGCAUGUCUGCAUGUGUGACCUCUCUCCCAGCAGCUGCAAGUUCCAGGGUGGCAAUCCUUG
Molecule: messenger RNA, 5712 nt
Organism: Passer montanus (Eurasian tree sparrow)
Lineage: Eukaryota; Metazoa; Chordata; Aves; Passeriformes; Passeridae
Exons: 2
Coding region: 266-1519 (417 amino acids)
Source: RefSeq, a predicted model, not a curated record